Molecule: messenger RNA, 1783 nt
Organism: Durusdinium trenchii
Lineage: Eukaryota; Dinophyceae; Suessiales; Symbiodiniaceae
Source: the annotation of a GenBank genome assembly
CAGCUCUACCAGGCCUAGUUGUGACCCUGAACUUGUCUACAGGACAUGGAAGGCUACUGACUCCAUCCGGAUGGUGGCAAUCCGCAGUGACCGUUUGUUUGAGUCACACAAAGGGGCCAAAGCAGAGCAGCCGCUCAAGAUCUGCAUUAAGGAUGCUGUCCACAACAUGUACGUCUUGAUUCCUUUGUUGGAGAAGAUGGCUUUAGAUCCAUCUCAUCCUCUUCCCUACUUGAAGAUCAAGCUUUUCCGGACCAAGAUGAACUUGAUCCCGCAGAAAGACAAAGUCAAGCUGGACGCAUGGACAUGCAAGUCUCUGCUAAGCUUUGUAAAGAUGAAGACUCGCAAGCAUUUGGGGUCGAAGGCGGGCCUUGACUUAGACAAUGACAACUCUGAUGUUGAAGAAGCCGACCUCAACCUCAACUUGGAUGAAUCCAACCGGGUUUUUGAUGAGGAUGACCAUGAGGUACCAGAUGCUUUCCCCAAGUCUCCGGCUGCAGAUGUUCGUGGGCGUCCUGUAGCCCGGCCUCUUGCAGUUAUCGACCUGGAGUCCCCAGUUGUGAAGGAGGAAGUCCAUGCAAACCACUGCACCCCUGUGGCAGCAGUGGAAUCAGCAGAAGUCAAGAGCAAAAGGGACUACGUUGCCUUUUUGAGGAAGUCUGUCGAGAAAAGGGUGGCCCAGGAUUUGGCAGAGGCUAAUGCACUCGCAGCAAGUGCAGGUCCGAUGUUGGUUGAUGACACCCUCCCCCUUGGCGGAGACAAUGACUCCACUUUGCCCAUGGAUGUCUCCACGACCAUGACUACUUCAGUUGCAGCCAUGUUGAAGCGGGAUGAUGAUUCCCGGCUGCUGGACGCAAAUAUCGAGGACAAGUCCACAGAGAUGCCUGAGGUUUUGACCCGGCGGGUGCAGUUGGGCCUUGCAGCAGAUCACAAAGAAGAAAGCAAGCAGGGCAAGGGAAGGGGCAAAGGAAGGGGCAGAGGAAGGGGCAAGAAAACAAAGACGGAUGCUGUGGAUCAUGAAGAAGUGCCAGCAGCUCCUGCAGCUGAAUCUUCAUCGAAGCGUGGUCCACCAGCCACUCCGGAGCGCCGACGCCUCGACUUUGAUGUGGCUGCAUCGCCUGAUCACCAUGCAUCGGACCUUGCUGAGAAGGGCACUCCGCCUGUUAGGCAGGAGAAGAAGCGUGUCAAGGCAACAGCCAAAGGGAAGGCCGCUGCCAAAAGUGCUAAGGCUGAGCAGCCUGCCAAACAUGAACCAGACACAGGAAAUGAGCCAUCAACCAAGGAAACCAAAAAGCGUGCAAGGAAGGGCAAGAAAGCUGGCACAGAGCCGGCGCCAGAGCCAGCACCUUCCGGACAGCCAAAGCCUGUUGGAGAGGCUGUCCCUCAUGCAGACCCUGCACCUCCUGAGGAUGCUGUUGUGCGAGGAAAGAAGGGCCCUUCGGAACGUGCGAUCAAGGGUGCUUUGAAGCAUUUGGCCGAGGCCAAAGAGGAUCCGGCUUCAUGGCUCCAUGUCAUCAAGCUUUGGGAUGUUAUGGACAACAUGGUGCACACGAAGGAGAACCCGAAUUUGCCCAAAAUGCAGUACUGGUCAUACAGCAUGUAUUGGCAAUCCGGCCGCGUGGGGCUUCUCCAAAAGAGGGUCGAGUUUCUGGGCGGGGACAAGCCGGCAAAGGAGCUCAAGGAUGUAGAGGAUGCUACGGUUUCUGCUUACAAAGAAGCAUUGACCGAUUUGGUGAAAGCAAUCUCAAUCGCAGAUACGGCAGGCAAAAGCCUGAAGGACUUUUAG